AUGUUACUGCCAACAGCAGGACGGCGAUUUCAUAAUCUUCCUAGAGGAGCCCUUGAUGCUGCGUUAGCGAGAGGACUGCUCGUCAGUCCUGUGGAGACUCUAGCUCCAUCGCUUCUUGCGAAUGCUGUUGAAGUAAUCCCAGACCGAUUGUACUGGCUCACGGUUUUCGACGGGAGCCGUCCCAGUGCACAUGAGACGCAUUUCUUCAAUUUGGACUCCGAAUUUGUCUAUGAGCCUUUUUUUGCGGAUUUCGGCCCAUUGAAUUUGGGACAUACUUAUCGCUAUUGUGAGCUCCUCGAAGAGAAGUUGACGGAUCCACGGCUGGCUGACCGCCGCAUCGUCCACUACACGACGGCUGACAUGCACAAACGUUCCAAUGCAGCGUAUCUGAUGGUUUCGUUCUGCGUCGUCUUGCUGGGUUGGGAACCAGACGCUGCUGUCGAAAUGUUCAAUUCCCAGCCCCCUCUGCUGCCGUUCAGGGAUGCAACAUACGGAUCCUGCAGCUAUCAACUGACACUUUUUGACUGCGCUAGAGGAUUGGAUAAAGGGAUUCAGUUGGGCUGGUUUGAUUACGACAGUUUCGAUAUAACAACAUACGAAUAUUACGAGCGACUCGAAAACGGCGACUUAAACUGGAUUAUUCCAAAUAAAUUCAUAGCGUUCAGUGGACCUGAAGAGAUUCGCGUAUGGUAUGGACUGUCUCAUGGAUUUGUUGAGGUCUCUCAAUUCUUGGUUCAGGGUGUCAAACUCGUCAUUCGAUUAAACAAGAAACAGUACGACCGACGAAGCUUUACUUCCCAGGGAAUCGACCACAUCGAUUUGUAUUUUCUUGAUGGAUCUUGUCCAUCGAAGGAAAUCAUUUCUCGAUUUCUCGAUAUUGCUGAACGUGAAGCCGGUGCUAUUGCUGUGCAUUGCAAAGCAGGUCUAGGGCGGACGGGCACCUUGAUCGGCUGCUACGCUAUCAAACACUUUGGCUUCACAGGCCGGGAAUGGAUUUCAUGGAAUCGAAUCUGUCGUCCGGGAAGCGUUCUUGGUCCUCAGCAGCACUUUUUAGGUGAAAUGGAGGUGAGGGAUGAAUCGGAUUCAACCAACAGUAAUUUUCUGAUCAUGCAGGAAGAUCUUCGCCGAAUGGCACACGCCUCUGUCAAAAGACCUCAAGCUGAUCUUGCCAGUCUUCUACAAGAAAGAAAGACAGCUGAACAGGGUGAUUUUGGACAAGGCAAUCGUCUAGUUAAUUCAAAGAGACUGGGAAAGGUUUCUGCUUGUUCAACACCUCCAACGACGGCUGGAACGCCGUUGAGUUUACAUGAUGAUGAUGUGCCUGCAAGCACCCCCCCUGCCCAUUCUGACGAAGCUGGCAGCCUCACUCCUAUCGCUCAUUCACCCAUCGCAAAACUGCCCAGAAGGGUCCAACCUGAAGAUGUCACGGCCAAAGCGGCUGACGACCAUUUGUUGAAAGUAUGCGCAUCUGCAGCUAUUCAAAAUGAUGAAACGAUUCUGAUCCUAGCUAAGACUAGUUUAGCUGAUUCCUCCGUCACGGAUCGUAACACACAGACAAUCCCCUGCCGAUGUCAAAAACUUGUGCUCCUGCAGCGAGAAUUCCUCUUCAACCAAAACAACUCAACCAAAGCAACUCAACCAAAACAACUCAACCAAAGCAACUCAACCAAAACAACUCAACCAAAGCAACUCAACCAAAACAACUCAACCAAAGCAACCACAGCAACUCAACCACAGCAACUCAACCAAAGCAACUCAACCAAAGCAACUCAACCAAAGCAACUCAACCAAAGCAACUCAACCAAAGCAACUCAACCAAAGCAACUCAACCAAAGCAACUCAACCAAAGCAACUCAACCAAAGCAACUCAACCAAAGCAACUCAACCAAAGCAACUCAACCAAAGCAACUCAACCAAAGCAACUCAACCAAAGCAACUCAACCAAAGCAACUCAACCAAAGCAACUCAACCAAAGCAACUCAACCAAAGCAACUCAACCAAAGCAACUCAACCAAAGCAACUCAACCAAAGCAACUCAACCAAAGCAACUCAACCAAAGCAACUCAACCAAAGCAACUCAACCAAAGCGACUCAACCAAAGCAACUCAACCAAAACAACUCAACCAAAGCAACUCAACCAAAGCAACUCAACCAAACAGCCUACCUUGUAGUAUGCGAUGCCAUUAG
Molecule: messenger RNA, 2187 nt
Organism: Condylostylus longicornis
Lineage: Eukaryota; Metazoa; Arthropoda; Insecta; Diptera; Dolichopodidae
Product: dual specificity protein phosphatase CDC14A-like
Exons: 10
Coding region: 1-2187 (728 amino acids)
Biological process (GO): regulation of exit from mitosis; positive regulation of cytokinesis; protein dephosphorylation
Molecular function (GO): protein tyrosine/serine/threonine phosphatase activity
Source: RefSeq, a predicted model, not a curated record